CCUUUGUCAAGUUCUGCACUUUCAUUGAAAGGUCUUGUUGUUUCCCAGGCUAGGAAAUAAGUUCACAGGCUUUAUUUGAGCUUUGGAAGACAAGAGGGCACCACCAGAAGAUAAAAGCCGAGAAGUUGUCUUUGGAUUUCCCUGGAAGUCGAGUGGGACCCGCCAAAACUUGACGGGGGAAGUAUACAUUUUAGAGCAGUGAGCCAUCGAAUAAAAAAAAAGGCUGCAGUAGCAACCGAGUUAGAAGCGUGCAACAUUGUUGCAGUGAGGUUGGGACUGCGCCGACAAGGGAAUAGCUAACUGCAAUGCUUAACUGGAAACCAUUUUAUCAGACUUUUCUAUUGUAAAGUUUUCUCAAAUUCGAAUUAAAUCGCUGGUGUUUAACGGGAAUACAAAAAAGAUAUUUUUGAAAAAAGGAUACAUAAAUAAAAUUUAAAAAAUAUGCCGGACCAAAUUACAGUUUCGGAGUUCGUGGCGGAGACAAAUGAAGAUUACAAAGCGCCGACGGCUUCAAACUUCACCACCAGAAUGUCCCACUGUAGGAAUACCGUGACUGCUUUGGAGGAGGCGCUGGAUGUGGACCGCAGCGUGCUGUACAAGAUGAAGAAGUCCGUCAAGGCCAUCUACACCUCGGGUCUGGCCCAUGUGGAGAAUGAGGAGCAGUACACCCAGGCUCUGGAGAAGUUUGGGGAGAACUGUGUCUACAGGGACGACCCCGACCUGGGUUCUGCCUUCCUCAAGUUCUCGGUCUUCACCAAGGAGCUCACCGCCCUCUUCAAAAACCUGUUCCAGAACAUGAACAACAUCAUCACCUUCCCUCUGGACAGCCUGCUGAAAGGAGACCUGAAAGGAGUCAAAGGGGACCUGAAAAAGCCAUUUGAUAAGUCCUGGAAAGACUAUGAAACAAAAGUCACUAAGAUCGAGAAGGAGAAGAAGGAGCACGCGCGGCAGCACGGCAUGAUCCGCACGGAAAUCAGCGGGGCGGAGAUCGCAGAGGAGAUGGAGAAGGAGAGGAGGUUCUUCCAGCUGCAGAUGUGUGAGUAUCUUCUCAAAGUGAACGAGAUCAAGAUCAAGAAAGGGGUGGACCUACUCCAGAAUCUCAUUAAAUAUUUCCACGCACAGUGCAAUUUUUUUCAGGACGGGCUGAAAGCAGUAGACAACCUCAAACCAUCCAUAGAGAAACUAGCCACAGACUUACACACGAUAAAGCAGGCCCAGGACGAGGAGAGGAAGCAGCUCACUCAGCUACGGGACGUCCUCAAGUCAGCGCUGCAGGUGGAGCAGAAGGAGGUAUUGUUGAAGGAUUCCCAGGUGCGACAGAGCGCUACCUACAGUUUGCAUCAGCCGCAGGGAAACAAGGAGCACGGUACUGAGCGCUGUGGGAACCUCUACAAGAAGAGUGACGGGAUAAGGAAAGUGUGGCAGAAGAGAAAGUGUUCAGUGAAGAAUGGAUACCUCACCAUAUCACAUGGGACGGCGAACCGACCGCCGGCCAAACUCAACCUCCUCACCUGUCAGGUGAAACAUAACCCAGAAGAGAAGAAGAGCUUUGACCUCAUCUCACAUGACAGAACCUAUCACUUUCAGGCUGAGGACGACCCAGAAUGUCAGAUAUGGAUCUCUGUGCUGCAGAACAGCAAGGAGGAAGCGCUGAAUAAUGCCUUUAAGGGGGACCAGCACGUUGGCGAGAACAACAUAGUCCAGGAACUGACCAAGGCCAUCCUGGGAGAGGUCAAGAGGAUGACCGGCAACGACAUCUGCUGCGACUGCGGCGCUCCCAACCCUACCUGGCUCUCCACUAACCUGGGCAUCCUGACCUGUAUUGAGUGUUCUGGGAUCCACAGGGAGCUGGGAGUCCAUUACUCUAGGAUCCAGUCCCUCACAUUGGAUGUACUCAGCACCUCUGAACUCUUGCUGGCCAAGAACGUGGGGAAUGCAGGCUUUAACGACAUCAUGGAGGCGUGUCUAUCUGUGGAAGAUGUGGUCAAACCCAACCCUGCCAGUGACAUGCAAGCCCGUAAAGACUUCAUCACAGCCAAGUACACCGAGAAGCGUUUUGCCAGGAGGAAGUGUCCAGACGGGGUGUCCAAGCUGCACACCCUGUGUGACGCGGUCAAGGCCCGGGACAUCUUCUCUCUGAUCCAGGUGUACGCUGAGGGAGUUGACCUGAUGGAGCCCAUCCCCCUGGCCAACGGACAUGAACAAGGAGAGACGGCCCUUCACCUAGCGGUCAGACUAGUGGACAGGACCUCGCUCCAUAUCGUCGACUUCCUCACUCAAAACAGUGUGAACCUGGACAAGCAGACAACCAAAGGCAGUACGGCCCUCCACUACUGCUGCCUGACUGACAACAUGGAGUGUUUGAAACUGCUGCUGCGGGGCAAGGCAUCCAUAGACAUUGCGAAUGAGUCUGGGGAGACGCCGCUGGACAUCGCUAAGAGACUGAAGCACCUGCAGUGUGAGGAGCUGCUGAACACGGCGUUGGCGGGGAAGUUCAACGUCCACGUGCACGUAGAGUACGAGUGGCGUCUGCACCAUGAAGACAUGGACGAGAGUGACGAGGACCUGGAUGAGAAGGUGAGGCCCAGCCCCCACCGGCGAGAGGAACGCCCGGUCAGCUGCUACACCCCUGGCUCCAACUCCCAGCGCCAGCCCAGCCCUGCCUCGUUGGCACGCGACGCUGCCAGCCUGGCCAAGGACAAGCAGCGUGGUGGGUACAUGCCCAACCUGGUCAACAACGAGACCUACGGCACCAUCCUCGACGCCAGCCCCCCCGUGCCCGGGGGGCUCACCCCCACCUCUGCUCCCCCUCUUCCCCCACGGAACAUAGUCCAGUCAUCAGGGUCCUCUGGGUGGAAGCCUGGCUCUAUAGACCUGGGGGUCCGACAGAGGUCCUCCUCAGACCCCCCCAAUAUCCACCCCCCCGUACCCCCCAUGAGGGUCACCUCAACCACGGGUCUUGCUCCUCCGCCUGUGGCCAAGACAGUGAGUAUGAUGGAGGCGAUGAACCAGCAGUCAAAACCGGGGACCGGACAGGGCCACAACAGAGCCCCAACACCUAAGUCUCCUUCUGGCAAUGACAAAAGCUUCAGUAAAGGACCGACUCGAACUGGGUCCAUCGAAAGACCAGCUAAAGAAGUGCCGGGAUAUCCCCACAACUCAGUAGGUCAAUCGCUGCCUCCCGCCCCCAUGCCUAGGAAGACCUAUCCGAAGCAGAGGCCCAAGCGGGUGAAGGCCAUCUACAACUGUAUGGCGGACAAUGCAGACGAGCUGACCUUCUCUGAGGGGGAGGUGAUCGUGGUGGAUGGGGAGGAGGACCAGGAGUGGUGGCUGGGCCACAUCGAAGGAGAACCUAUGAGGAGGGGGGCUUUCCCCGUCACAUUUGUACACUUCAUCAUGGACUGAAGGUCAGAGGUCGGGGGUCAACACAGGACCUGGAAUGGAAACCAUGGACAUGUCCUCCACCUCCCCAUAUUUCUGUGGCAAAAUUCUUUGUCAUCAGCAAAGCUUGUGGCUGCACCGACACUAAAGAAGAGUGAAGUGUCGCUGCCCAAUGCUUUGGCUAUACAGUCUGUUGCCAUGACAACAGAUACACCCUUUACUCCAGGAAUGUCAUGUGAUGUCUUAUCACUCUUUUUCGGCCAAGCCUGCAAAGGCUCGUGGGGAAACUGUUUUGACUUCUGACACCAUCUGACAUAAAAAAAAAAACGAUGAUUGUAGUAGAUAACCUCUUGCAAUAAAAUGCACUUUCUGCUUAUUUAUCCUGGUCGCGA
This is a messenger RNA of Oncorhynchus tshawytscha (Chinook salmon), 3773 nucleotides long. It is a transcript of the gene asap2a, whose product is annotated as ArfGAP with SH3 domain, ankyrin repeat and PH domain 2a. NCBI's taxonomy places the organism in Eukaryota, Metazoa, Chordata, Actinopteri, Salmoniformes, Salmonidae. Gene Ontology annotation, biological process: positive regulation of GTPase activity. Gene Ontology annotation, molecular function: GTPase activator activity; protein binding. The transcript is spliced from 28 exons. The coding region runs from base 442 to 3405 and encodes 987 amino acids. Gene Ontology annotation, cellular component: cytoplasm. The record is from RefSeq and is a predicted model, not a curated record.